GUGCACACCCAAGUACCUGUAACUGUCGACAACUUCCACCGCAGAUCCUCCAAUGUGCAGGGGGAGGUGGGCAUGCUUGCCCCUUCUGAAGUCCACAAUAAUCUCCUUCGUCUUCUUUACAUUGAUGCAGAGGUUGUUUUCUCUGCACCAAUCCUCCAGGUGUUCCACCUCCUGCCUGUAGCUGGACUCAUCUCUGUUCGUGAUGCAUCCAACCACUGCCGUGUCGUCCGCAAACUUCACAAUAUGACAGCCUGGAUGGAGAGAAAUUAAAAUAUUCCAGGGAUUUCCAGGAAUUUCUCCUAAAAUUCAUCACCACAACAAAAAUGAUAUUUAACUAAAGAAAUUGUUUGAUACGUUUAACAGAUAAACAAAGCAAAGUCCCGACAUGGAGAAACAUCACCAGCGCAUUCACACAGGAGAGAAACCAUAUCACUGCUCAGACUGUGGCAAGAGUUUUACUAAACAGAGUCAUCUCAAACAGCAUCAGCACAUUCACACAGGAGAGAAACCGUAUCACUGCUCAGACUGUGGGAAGAGUUUUACUAAACAGAGUCAUCUCAAACAGCAUCAGCGCAUUCACACAGGAGAGAAACCAUAUUACUGCUCAGACUGUGGAAAUAGUUUUAAUCUACAGAGUAGUCUCAAAAUACACCAGCGCAUUCACACAGGAGAGAAACCGUAUCACUGCUCAGACUGUGGGAACAGUUUUAAUCUACAGAGUACUCUCAAAAUACACCAGCGCAUUCACACAGGAGAGAAACCGUAUCACUGCUCAGACUGCGGGAAGAGUUUUAUUACACAGAGUCAACUCAAAAUUCACCAACGCAUUCACACAGGAGAGAAACCGUAUUACUGCUCAGACUGUGGGAAGAGUUUUAAUCAAGAGAGUAAUCUCAAACGACACCAGCGAAUUCACUCAGGAGAGAAACCGUAUCACUGCUCAGACUGUGGGAAGAGUUUUAAUCGACAGAGUAAUCUCAAAAAACACCAGCGCAUUCACACAGGAGUGAAACCGUAUUACUGCUCAGACUGUGGAAAGAGUUUUAAUCAAGAGGGUAAUCUCAAACGACACCAGCGAAUUCACUCAGGAGAGAAACCGUAUCACUGUUCAGACUGUGGGAAGAGUUUUAAUCAACUGAAUUAUCUUAAAAUUCACCAGCGCAUUCACACAGGAGAGAUAACUAUCUCAGAUGUUCCACUGCAAUAAAAAGUGCAAAUUCUAAAUCGUUGACAGCCAAAGCACCUUAUUCCACCCAGAAUCUUCACUCUGUCACUCUGACACAUUCCACCAGAAACAAUCAAGAA
Astyanax mexicanus (Mexican tetra) is the source of this 1305-nucleotide messenger RNA. RefSeq names its product zinc finger protein 239-like. Bases 386 to 1207 code for a protein of 273 amino acids. The transcript is spliced from 2 exons. The record is from RefSeq and is a predicted model, not a curated record. NCBI's taxonomy places the organism in Eukaryota, Metazoa, Chordata, Actinopteri, Characiformes, Acestrorhamphidae.